CAGGAAUAAAUAUAUAAAAACUAAUUAACUACAAUGGAAACGGCAAAGUUUCUAAAUCUUAACAGAGGUGACAUAGCAGAUACCUCAGGGUUUACUCCAAUUAAACCUCGUUUGGGCAAGUUUUUCGAUGUUUACUCUCCAGAGCACCUUAAUUUGACACCAAAACCGAGACCUAACAAUAAUUUGUAUGAAUUAUCAAAUGAAAAACGCCUGCAACUUACACCUGAGCCAUGUUUUGAUAAAACUAAUAAGUGCAGGACAGUGAAAGCACAUAAAUUUCAAAAUGUCUGGGGGAACUGUUCAUUUGAAGGCAACCAGAGUUUUCCCCGACUGACUCGUAGAGUUAGACCAAUUAAAAUGGAACUGGAAACACCUUCUAAAACAAAACCACCUGCAGAUUUAGUUAGAGUGGACGGACCAAAUGGCCUUCGUUUUAACACUUCACUGGCAACAGGAGACAUACCGGGAUCUCCGGCUCAGUCCCAGUCUGACCGCUUGCAACAAACCAUCAACCCUAGCAAGGCUGUGUUCACUAUUGAGCCAAAUACAUCCAAGAUUUUAAUAGUCAACAACAAAGCAUGUUCACUGCUCGGUUAUUCUUCCGGUGAGCUCUGUGAUCUGAGGUUCUCAGAGAUCAUCCGCAAUAGGAACCGGAAACUGUUCAGCCUUAACGAACCUGAAGACUGUGAAGCUUCUGAAGAUGGUACUGUGGUGCUACUUAGUGGGAAGGUUGUGGAACUGAUAACCAAGGAGGGAGGAUUAGUUCAAGUGUCCCUCUGGAUCAGACAACUGGACUCAGAUGGACCAUGCUUGGUGGUGGCUGAACCUGUAAGCUGCAAGAAUGUUGUACUUACGGUGGAUGCUGAGAGUGGUCUAGUGAUAUCGUGCGAAGGGAGCGAUGCCGCUCUGCUCUUCCAAGCGGAGUCGGCUGACAAACUAGUGGGGCUACCUAUCGCGUCCCUCAUACCGUCGAUACAACUGCCGCCGUACGAUGCUGUUAUACCUAAGAACCUGUCGAAGCAGAAGGCCACAGGUAGAACAUUAGACGGUGGUUCAUUUCCUCUGUGCCUCUGGAUCUCCAAACCUACAAACGUGGAACACUCUCCGCGGGCUACCGUCAUAGCUAACAAAGAGAAGCCUAUAUACAUUGUCAAUGUCAGGGUUACCUUCAACGUAAGCGGCCUUCUAGUCGUCGACGAGAAUGGUAUAAUCACCGCUUGCAAUCAACACUUCGCCAUGUUGACUUUCGGCAAGCCGCAGUCGGAAGUCAUCGGACAUCACAUAGAAGAUGUCAUACAGAACUUCUGCAGAGAGGCCGACAGGGUCAAGAUGCAAGAGAACCGUCAUAUGACACUGUCGCCUGUGCACAAUGAUGAGAAUGAUUCAGCUUCAGAAACAGAUGAAGACUCGUGUGGUGCAUUCAACGGUAGCCAAAAGUCGGCGUGCAUGUCUCUCAACGUGCAGCAGUCCCUACUAUCUGCUACCAGAGAAAAAUCUUCCAGUGCACUUUGUCUCGAUAAAUCAUGUAGCCAGGUCACCCAUACACCUACUCCUACUCAGGACAUGGUCUCAAGUAUCAGUACAACAGAGCAGAGAAAUGAUACCUCUGCACUACCAGAUAUUACAUCUGGUAUGUCAGGAAUAUCCAUAGAUGAUGAAAACUACCCAAGCAGCAUAUCGAAAUCACGUUCGGAGAAUAUACUCAGAUCGGAGCAUAGCAAUCCAGUGAAGCAAGUGACAACAAAGGUGGAGAAAUCUGAUUCCAUAUACUACACGUCUCAACAUUCCCAAGAAGUGACUCCGACUGGUAGCUCAGCGAGAGUCAGACUAAACGAUCAGUCUCUUAGGCUAUCCUUUGAUUCUGGUAAAUACAAGUCGUUUAAAGGCAAAGAGGAUAGAAGUAGCUUAUCUCUAGAUUACUGUGACUCUAACGAGACAAGUGCAGAUUUCCUGACGCCAAUCAAUGAGAUGCCACCUCCUGGGUGCGAAAUCGAAGACCUGCCGCAUCAUAACGGCAACGAGAGUAUCGAGAGCCUCAGUAAUGAUAUCGACUUAGAGACGCAAACUGAGUCGGCGCCGAGAAGGAAAUAUGAUGAGGAGGCAGCGGCGCUGCGUGCGCGCACGCUUCUAAGUACGUCGACGCCGGCGCGCCGCGCGGACGACGUGCGUGUUCGUGACGGGACGUACCGCGGCGUCGUCGUGCAUAAUGACGGCACAGAGCUCAACGUGGUAUACACGGUGUCGAGCAUGCAGCUGGCGCGCGGGCGGUCCGUGCGGUGCGUGUGGCUCGGCGUGCGGCUCGAGGACGCGCCGCGACACGCCACGCUCGCCUCCAGCCUCGCCUCCACCGCCGACAACUCGCUGGUGCUGGGCAACAAAUCAACGAGCAGCAGGCCGCAAUCCAUGUCUCUGAUGAGCCAGUGCGGAGAGGAGCAGAUUUGCGGCGAGUACAACAAACAUUAUGUCACACUCAAACAAAUUGGUAAAGGGGCGUACGGGUGCGUGAAAAUGGCGUACCGUCGCUCCGACAGACUGCUCUGUGUCGCCAAAUUCGUGCUGAAGGAGAAAGUCGGCGCUCAUUUUUGGGUGGACGCGCCCGAUGGCAGGAGGUUGCCGCUCGAACUGUCGCUGCUUAUGACGCUUAGCCAUCCUAAUAUUGUGUCAGUGAUCGACGUGUUCGAGAAUGAGAAGUACUUUCAAAUGGUAAUGGAGAAGCACGGCGCCGGCAUGGACCUGUUCGAGUUCAUCGAGCGACGGCCCAGACUCGACGAGCCGCUGCUCAGCUAUAUUUUCCGACAGAUCGGCCAAGCCGUAGAAUACCUGCACUCCCUCAACAUCCUACACCGAGACAUCAAGGACGAGAAUGUGAUAAUAGACAACAAGUUUCACGUGAAGCUGAUCGACUUCGGCUCGGCGACUUUCAUGAGCAAAGACACGCUGUUCUCGACGUUCUACGGGACGACCGAGUACUGUAGUCCGGAAGUGUUGGCGGGGAACAAAUACGCUGGUCCUGAGCUGGAGAUGUGGUCAAUGGGCAUAACGCUAUAUGUAUUGACAUUCUUCGUCAACCCCUUCUCUGAUAUCGAAGACACCAUACAGGGGCCGCUGAGCCUGCCCCAAGUUGUUUCUGAAGACCUAGAGCAACUGCUACGUUGGAUGCUGUGCAAGGACCCGACGCAGCGCUGCACCGUGCCGCAACUCAUGCAGCACCCCUGGAUACGACAGCCAGUCGCCAUUGCCAACUACGCGUUUCAGGAUAUCGUUGACUGUGAUCGUCACGAGGCAAAUCCAGAGAUGUACUACAGCGGCAGCCUCUCGCCUCGUAGCGGAUCGCCCGUCUCAACAGCUGACCCGAUGGCCAAAGAACGUUGGAACGCGUCUGAAGCGGUGCGGUCUGACGGCAAGGCGGCGUCGCGGUCCGAGCUGCGUCGCGCCCCGCCCUCAGAUAACUGCAGUCUGCGCUCUUCUGCUGAUAUCUUAGAUAUCUCGUCCAAACCAGUCUCGGAGGCGGCGUUAACAGACAUAAGUUCGGACGCAACUGGCCAUGCCGCCUGUGACAUAGACUAUGACGCCGAGCCCUACGAUUGUGAUAGCUGGGACGAGUGCGAGCAGGACAGCUUUUCGUAACUACUUGCGAGUGCGAGCGAGAUACGAGUAGCAAAAUUACUAUUUACAAAAUACCUAUUAUUAUUAUUAACAACUAGGACGCUACCGUCCAUGUCGCAUGCGAUAUAAGUUAUCCGAUAUUAGUCCUGACUAAUAUCUGGAACGAGUGCGAGCAGGACAGCUUCUCGUAACUACUUGCGAGUGCGAGCGAGACAAGAUUAUCACUAUUUACAAGAUAGGUCUACUUUUGACAACUAGGACGCUAUCGUCGAAGUCGCAUGCGAUAUAAUUAUUAUUUUGUACCCUGUCUAAUAGCUGGGACGAGUGCGAGAUAGCUCGUUCUUCUAACAAGUGUACAGCAUAACUAUUUUAAAAAUAUCCAUCAUUAACAAAUGUUUCGCUACCUUCGAAGCCGUAUGCGAGGUAAAAUAUAGCUGCUAGAUGAGUGCAAGCAGGACAGCAUCUUUUAACUCAUUGAUAAUAAAAACUUUUCAUAACUACCCGCUUUACAAUUGAAAGUAUUGCGAGGCAGUAAUGAAGAAGAUCUAAAACUAGAUUCUUCUUCAAGUAAAUUGCUGUAAAGUGUAAACCAACAAAAAAACAACAUUCAACUGAAAGUAUAAAUAUAAAAAAGUUGUAAUAUUCAAGUAAUAUUGCGUUGCAACAAGGAUCUCAAUAAAUUUUUGGAGAUCUAAGAAAUAGAUUUACAAAUUCGUCGCGUUAGUUCCAAUGUGUAAAUGGAAUGAAAAUAUGAGAAUUCUUAUGAAAUUGUACUUGCCAAUUUAGAGUAAUAGAAUAAUUCUGUCUUAGAUAUUAUAGUUUGUAGAGAAGUCGAAUUUAGAUACAAUAGCUUUAUGGUACACAUGAUCUUUAGAAUUUGGCUUUCGCGUGAAUGACGUGAAAAGAAAAGUAAAGAAAAAAGUGUAAAUUGGAAAUAGUUUGUAACAAGUGUAGGGUACUGAGGAAUUCAAUGGCUGUUAAAAAAUACUUAAUAAUUACGCUUAGAGCCCAAAUGAGGCUAAUGCUCCUUGAGAAUUUCGUAACAUCACAUUUAAAAUCACUUAGGGCGUUCGCUGCGUUGAGCGUGUGCCCGGCGCGGCUGCCCGUCGCGACUCGCGGGCGCCUGCGCCGUGCGCUCGCCAUAGUAAUCGUGCGACGGCUGACCCGCUCAACGC
Molecule: messenger RNA, 4781 nt
Organism: Aricia agestis (brown argus)
Lineage: Eukaryota; Metazoa; Arthropoda; Insecta; Lepidoptera; Lycaenidae
Gene: Pask
Product: PAS domain-containing serine/threonine-protein kinase
Exons: 22
Coding region: 34-3627 (1197 amino acids)
Biological process (GO): protein phosphorylation; intracellular signal transduction; negative regulation of glycogen biosynthetic process
Cellular component (GO): cytosol; cytoplasm; nucleus
Molecular function (GO): ATP binding; protein serine/threonine kinase activity
Source: RefSeq, a predicted model, not a curated record